This is a messenger RNA of Paracoccidioides brasiliensis Pb18, 501 nucleotides long. RefSeq lists its product as uncharacterized. Bases 1 to 501 code for a protein of 166 amino acids. The record is from RefSeq and is a predicted model, not a curated record. The transcript has 2 exons.
AUGUCCGUGUGCAACCAACGGGAAUAUGCCUUCUCCCGGAAACACGGCUGUUCUCGAAACGUGUUUUCCAAGAUAAAAACUAAUACUUAUCAGCCUACCGAAUGCAGUCAGAGAACGGAACUGCCCAGCGGAGAGCUUCGCCAUCGGCUAUCGCUCGAAGAUGUGUGUUCCAUGGACACACGCAACGUCUUGGAGAGCUUCCUCCCCUCCCUGGAUAUCCCCACUCGGACAGGGAACGGUGGGGGCCGAGAAAAUGGCAUUCAUGAACCCAGCAACACGUGUGAUCCGGAGCUGUCCAAGGAAUUUGGAUGGUUACUCCUGAGGAAUCUUUCAUGGUUUAUCAAUGGUGAAAUCGGGAAACUUAUGCUUUCAUUAUGUUCCAUAACUAUGCCUCUAAAACAAAACUCUUCACAUUACGGAUUUAUUCGGAGAUUUCAAGUUGAGACACAGCGUUGCCGCAAUAUCAAAGAAACAAGAGAUGUAGCCCUGGAGUACAUGUAG